UUGUCAGAUUUGGAUACACCCAGAGCCUCCAGCGCAACUCCGUGCUGCGUUUGGCAAGUUGACUGCGCUUUCGGUUGGUGGGAUCUUCCCUGCGCAGUGCGAUCUCUUGUGGAUGAUGUUCCUCCUUGAAGCCACGCCAUUUCUCCGGGAACUCAGCGUCGCGGUCCAGAAGCAUUUCUGCCAUGGAGAAUAUAACAAUGAGGCAAGGAACCGGAGACUGUUCUGGAAACAUUCAGAUUUCAGGCACAACCAUUUGGAGAAUCUGAAGAUUGCUGGCUUUGAGGCAGAAGACAAAUACUUGACGUUUGUAAGAGUGGUCAUGGAGCGAGCAACAAACCUUAAGACCAUCGUUUUGACUGACGAAGAGCCUUGUGGCCAUUGCUAUUUUCCAGAUAAGACGUCCUCACCGAUAGGAUCAUGGUAUCCGAAGAACGAGAAUGAAGAUCCCAUAACGAAGCAGCUCAAGGAUGGGUUCUCUUCGUCUGUUCAAAUAAUAUUCUUGAGAUGAUCCUAGAAAGAAAAGUACAACCGUUUUCUUACAACUCAAGUACAACUUAUAAUUGAAAGAUUGAAAUCACUUAGGAUGGUGGCUCAUAAAUGAAUCCAAUGGGUUAAAUACAUGGUUGUA
Messenger RNA from Phragmites australis (common reed), 628 nucleotides. RefSeq lists its product as uncharacterized. The record is from RefSeq and is a predicted model, not a curated record. The transcript is spliced from 2 exons. Bases 113 to 508 code for a protein of 131 amino acids. NCBI's taxonomy places the organism in Eukaryota, Viridiplantae, Streptophyta, Magnoliopsida, Poales, Poaceae.